Molecule: messenger RNA, 1717 nt
Organism: Pararge aegeria (speckled wood butterfly)
Lineage: Eukaryota; Metazoa; Arthropoda; Insecta; Lepidoptera; Nymphalidae
Product: EF-hand domain-containing family member B
Exons: 1
Coding region: 37-1614 (525 amino acids)
Source: RefSeq, a predicted model, not a curated record
UGUAUAACUUUUUAUAUUUCAAGUAAUUAUUUCAUCAUGCCUGCAGAUUGUCAAAGAUCCACUUCUGGUGGAAAGGGAAAUCUUGCUAUGUUUGUUGAGAGAGAUCCUAAUGUGUGUGCAGCUGGAUUACCUACAGCUCAGCCUGACCAUCGUGUUUCGGAUUCCUUACAGCACUAUUUAUUAAACGAUGAAGUAGAUGCGCUUAUUAGUGAUGCAAUAAUACCUCCCAAGAAAUCAAAACCUUUUCCGCCACUGCGUCAUCCAAUACACCCGGACAAGCGCUACGAUGGGCUAUUUGGACAAGUUCCAGAGAUUAUUCACCCACCAGUCAAAACUAAAUUUCAAACACUUAUUGAAGACUUCAAAGACACGUCGUAUUCUUCAUAUUGGAAGAAACCACUUGGUCGCAUAGGUGAUAUUGUACCAAUGCUACCCGAGGGCUUUCAUACUUCGGAAACAACUUUUGGAAAGAAAACCGAUUUUCAUGGAAGACUAUACGAUAUAGUGAUGCCUAAGGAGUCUCUGGUAGAUAAAACACCUCAAAUAAAGAAACCUGGAUUUCAAGCAGAGCGUGGCUAUUGUAAUCCUCCGUAUACUCCAGAAUUGACAUUUGGCCAUCGAACAUUAGUUGAUAAACGUGGUGUUUACGCUAAAUGUUGCUUAACUGAUGAUAGAACUUUACUUGGAACAAGUAAAAGAACAAUGUUAAAUACAGUUCUAUCAAAGUUCCAGGGGGUCAAACAAAGUAGAAUUGGUACAGUCUUAGCACCAAAUGAUAACAUCAGUAAUUUAUCUGAAGGACAUACUUUUGGAAAAUUAAAACCCCCUGACAAUUUGGCAGAAUGUCUCACGUAUUAUGACAUCAAUCCUAGUCGAGACUUUUUAAGAAAAUGUCUAGCUCAUCUCAAUUGUUUACGGAAAAAUUUGUCAAAACGCUUUUUACCAACGUUUUUCAGAGAUUUUUAUUUACAUCUUAAAUAUGAUGACACUGAAAAGUCUGGUUGGCUUCCAAAAGAAGUUGUGUAUAAACAAUGUUCGUCAAGGUUGAUACGGUUUGAUUCUUCGUUAAUCGAACCGUUGAUAGAUAUGUGGCAAGCUUUCGACGGUUCACGAAUUGAAUAUAAGACAUUUGUUCAUGUAAUUAAUUACAGAGAACCAUCCCCAGAAAUUCCUAAAAUACCAGAUUUUCCAUUAGAAUGCCUUGACUUUAGCACAACCUACACCGAUAUGGUCAAACCAGCACAAGAAGUUGAUAAAAGGAAAAUGGCAGGUUUACCAUCCGGUAGGUAUUUCGAUUUAGAUUAUCCCAUAACACCAGAAAGGUGUUGUAAAGCUGAUAGAGCGUAUUUUUCACACGAAUCCGAUAUGAAGGCUUGUUUAUCUCCGAGUGUAUUUACGUUACUUCAUGUAAACCAUAGAGACAUGUAUGCUAAGCGUGAACCACAUGUGGUGAAACGGGUUUUUGAAGCUACUGGUGAAUCAUUAAAUGAUGAAAAGUUUAACGCUGUGUGGAAAGAAGCCCAAAGUUACCAUUCACAAGGGUGGGUCUGUUACGAAACAUUCAAAAAUGCCUUACAAAUUUACUCUCAGAAUAAUAAGGAAAUGGUAAAAUAAAAACUACUGUAAUAAAUUCCCAAAAUUAGACCACAUUAUUUUUAUUUUGACCAUAAAUCAAUAUUCCUUUAAUUGAUUAAACAUUCCUUAAUUAGGAUUUAAG